Carassius auratus (goldfish) is the source of this 6163-nucleotide messenger RNA. RefSeq lists its product as uncharacterized. Gene Ontology annotation, biological process: negative regulation of Notch signaling pathway; positive regulation of neuron differentiation. The record is from RefSeq and is a predicted model, not a curated record. Gene Ontology annotation, cellular component: nucleus. Gene Ontology annotation, molecular function: transcription corepressor activity; DNA binding. The coding region runs from base 1819 to 2673 and encodes 284 amino acids. NCBI's taxonomy places the organism in Eukaryota, Metazoa, Chordata, Actinopteri, Cypriniformes, Cyprinidae. The transcript is spliced from 14 exons.
UUUUUUUUUUUUUUUUCUGUGGCACAUGAAAAUAUUUUUUGCAAUAAUGGUGGAGAGAAUUUGGUUUUGCAGACUUCAAGUACCACAAGAAUUGAAAACAACGCAUGUGCUGUACUCCAAGUGUUGCAAUACAAUAGUUUUGUCUGUGGAACAGACUGAAUUUAAGUUGUUGGCAAUGCCUCUGUGUACCAGUGUUGUUUCUUAUGGUCAAGUAGGAUUAAAAAAGCUCAGUUAUUUAAAGAUACAAUACAUUAUAUAGUCCUAACUUGUUCUCAAACUGACAUGUUACAAACAUGGCAAAUAAGUUCUUUAAUUUACACAAUUUAUUCAUUAUGUAUUUUCAUGGUGACAUAUGUAUGCAAAAAAUAAUAAUAAUAAUUAGCAGUGUUUUAAUCAAAUUUAAAUGAUUUUGGAAACAAUUUUUAGCUUUUGGAUACGUUUUCAAUUCAGUAAUCAAUCUGCUUUAUAAAACGAUAUUUCUUGAACACUGAUCUAAAUAUUGGACACAUAGCAUACAGUAACCCUCUGUGCUUGUUUUCCAGUGUCUAUGAUAUUUAUGUCCCUAUUACUUUGGCUCUGAACAUAAGGUAGCCCAUAAAAAACAGUUCCAUUAACAGAUAAUACCUUUUUAAUAUAUGGAAGAAACUGAAAUGUUACAAACAAUUUAUAUAUAAAAAAAAAAAAUGUGACUAAUUUGAUGUUUAAAAAACAUUUCUAUGGUCUCUAAUUAGAGCUUCUAACACUUUUUGUUACUGUUGUUUAUAUUUCACCUUUAUGUGUAUGUCUGUUGUAUUGUCUCUCCUGUGCAGUCUAGUUUUAUAGAUUACAGAUGCUGUUUUUACAGCAGUUGGGUCUCAUACACCUGUACAUUCAUCAGCCUGCUGACAGAAGCAUGAGAUCAUCUCAGUGAUGUAAUAAUUCUCUCAGAUAUACUUAGCAUGUUCAUGCAAAUAAGCUUCUAGUAAAGGUGUGUCAUGAAUAUGCAGAUGUAUUUCCGGAAAGAGUGAUUCAUAAUUUUUUUAUAUUUUUUUGCUGGUAGCGGUUUGUAGGUCUAUAAAUCCCUUGAAUCAUAUGCAUAUUUGCAUACCUCAAAAACAUAAAUAAAUAAAUAAUAAUAAAAAAAUCCAAUAUUGACUAGUUGUUCAGAUUAUAUUUGUCCCACAAAUAUUUUUUUACGACAUUUUAUUUACAGCAACUAUUACUUCAGUUUAAAUAAAAAUGUCAUAUGUAUUGUAAUUAUAGAAAUGUACAGAAUUAAAGUUUAAAUCAGUUUAUUAAGACCUAUAGGCCUUAACUGUAUAAAAUAUAUAUAUUUUUAAGUGAAAUGAGCUCAAAUUAUAACUUUAAAUCUUUGUCCUUUCAGUAAAAUGUAUAGACCUCAAUCAAAACCCAGAUUAUGAAGAAACAUAGCGAAUUAAGUGUCAAUUUUCAUCUCUCUACAGGCCGAGUAUAAUCCUGUUAAAGCGUCGAGCAGUCAGGUGUUCUGUAAUGUGCUGAGACAAGACAAGAGAGAUCAGGUGGUUGAUUCAGCGCUGGGAUAGAUUUAUUCUCCGUGGAGACCCUGACAAAACAGUAAAAGUUGAAAGUGCAUCGCUUAUUGGGAAUUCGGCCAAUUUAAGUCAAGUGACGUCGCAGCCAGACCUUGACAGCGAUGAUAACUGGAUUGAGAUCAAAUGGCCCACACGAAAAGAGCCCGAUAGGACAGUACCAGCUAAAGUCCUACUAUUAGGAGAUUCGUUCAAGGAUCUUGUCACAAAGAAGAAUUUAUUCAUUUUGGGUAAAGAUAUAUGGACCAAGGAAGAAUGCAAGGGUGUUAUCAUGAAAAAGAAAAUGCUGGAGACCAAUGCGGUGGAGGCAAAAAAAGCUAAGAUGGAAAAGCAAACCAAGAUCAAAGAGACAGCCAAGAACCAGAUGCUUCAAAACCUGAAGGUUUCCCUUUCCAAAAAUAAGAACAAAAACACAAAAGAUCAGCAUAAUAGUGAGGCAACUGAGGAGGAAUUUCCACAACAACUUUAUUGUCAAGCAAAGACUUUAAAGGCUGCCAGACCCAAAUCAUCCACUCCUGAUGAUUACACCAGUUCAGAUGAUGAUGCCACAAUCAUACGGAGUCCAAACCAACCUGACAUUGGUAGUGAUAUGGACGAAGGAUUACCCGCAUUGCAGCACAAUCAGUUAAUGGAUUAUAGCACUGGUCAACAAAUGGCACCCCAAAUGGAUGAAAUCAUGGCAUCCCUUCGUGAACUUCCAGAAAUGAUUAAAAUAAUGAAGGAGUGUGUCCACUGUAUAAAGUCAUUGAAGCCCUCGUUUGGGGGGACCCCAUCAUCCACAACCUCCUCUUUUGUCACUGAAGUUGAGAUGCAACCCUUGGCUGGCAGUGAAGUUUCAGUUCCAAAGAGGGCCUUCCAGCGACUGAACCGCACACGCAUGACCAUCUUUGCGCAGGAGCUGGCUGUCCUGGUCUUUACAAAAGAUGUACUUGCCCAGUCCACGCUAACAGGGAAAUCAGGAAAAGGGGCCCCUCCUAAAACCCAGCUGGACGUGGCCAAAGUGCAGGCCAUAACAGAUGCAGUUCUGCUGGAGUUUCCACAGUCAACAGCAUCUGAUGUGCGAGCAGCUAUCAGACGCAAGUGCAACAAUGAACAGUUCGUCCAGAAGAAGGAGUGGAAGUCCUGACCGAGUUAGCAGACUGACCUCUGACCCUUCAAGGAAACUUGCAUUUAAAUCUAAGAACUUCCUGAGAAGAGGAAAACAUCCCGUCUGUGAUGAAUGUCCUUUUUACCUUUUGUGACACAUAAUACUCGAUCCAGAUGCAGUGAAGUGCAGAAACAAGCUCAUGAAAAAUCCACACGUCACUAUCUCGCUCAACUCAAAUUAAAAGUUCAACAUCCCCGAAAAACAACUGCAACUGUCCCAGACACGUGAACACUGCAUUCUGAUGAAAGACUUCAUUUGGGAGCCAAGACCUUUGCAGUUUCCUGUUGAUAGUGGAUCACAGCUGGAGGUCAAAGGUCAUCUGUAUGUGUGUGUAUCUGUGUCACCCAACACUCUGACAAAGUGUCUUUCAUUUUUCAUUCUGUCCAACAUCACUGAUUAUACUAUAAACAGACCUUUUUGCAGGACUGCUAAAGAGUGAGAUCCUGAAACCAAUUUUAUCAACGAUAUUUUCGUCCUUUUGAUAAUUUAAUUAUGGUUUUCCUUGUGAAAACUUACAAGACAUUGUAUCACAGCAACAUAAAUAAAAAGAUAAUAUACAUCAUAUUAAGCAAAUUAUUUUUCAGUGGCUUAAUAUAAGAAAAAUUCCACGUAUGUGCUGCCACAACAUUAAUUUCUAGUGAGUUUAGGUGAAGUAUUAUGGAUAAUUUAGGUAAAUGAAGUACGGUAAAUGCUUCACAACAGAUCACAAUAGACAGUUUUAUUGAAAUCACUCAUUCUACGUCAGCAAUUAUUGUUUUUGCAGUUGGAUUUAUACUGUGUAUGAAGUUUUUAAAAGGUAUCGUCCAAUUUAUUUACUUGCCAAAGCUAAUUUCACUUGCUGAAUGUUCAUUUUGGAGCAUGUUUGAACUUCACAUGUAGGUCUGUCCAGAUUUGCUCCUUUGAAAUCAUGAAGUCUGAUGCCAGUAAAAUGACUUCAGAAUGUUCUUAUGAGCCCCAUCCAAAAAAAUCAGCUGGUUUAUAGUUUCACUUCAGUCGUCCUUUCAAGUUUUCCAAUGAUCCGAUCACAGAGACUGAUGGAGAAGUUGAGCGUGGAUCUGAAGACGUGGGGGAGGUGAGAGAGGAGUAUUUCGGGGAUUUCUCACGUGACUUGGGUCUACUCGUGUUAAUCAGGUUCAGUUAAACACAAGCACACUAGGGCCUGGAUCACAUUGGACACGCAGAUAAUAUAAAGAAUGAAACCAGUAGGGGUGAAGCAGAAGAAAAGAGCCAGAUCAAAGACAGAAUGAAAGUAUGAUAGAUUCCUCCCCUGAUGUUUGUCAGUAAAGACACAUGAUGGACUUUAAAGAGAGAAGGAGAAGAAGGUGUUGGAGGACACAUUCUGCCUGUUUUUGUCUCGCAGACAUAGAGUGGAGCCCAAAAGCUUUAGCCCACUAGUGAAAAUGCUUUCUUUUUUAAAUUAUAUGGUUUAUAGAAUUUAAAUACUCUAACAUCUGCUUAAUAUGCAGAUAUGACUGUAAUAAAGCCAAUUAUGACACUUUCAAAACUUUUUAUUUGUUUCAAAUGGCCUGACACAGCUAAAUUGACCAAUAGUGUGAGUUUGGGGUGACCAGUGGAACAUGGAGGGGUUGUUUGGAAACCUACUCGAUAACAAUCAUUAUUUAGCAAAUUUGCUUGAAGAUGUUGGUGGUGCAGGACGUAUAUACUUUUAAUGGAAAAUAAUGUUAUCAGGAUGUCUAUUUAAAUGAAAUUAUGAAUUGAAAAUGUGAGACUUUACCAUUUGCUUGUUAUUUGAAAUGUGCCUGCUUUGUUUUGUUGACAGCGAGUGACUACUGGAGCUGACAAGAUCCUGAUGUUCGUUUUCUCAUGUUCUCGAGUGCAUCUUGAGCAUCAAUGCCAGCAAGAAUAUCUGGCCAUCUGUCACUCCUAUACUUAUAUUUAAUCUGUAAAUUAUAAAUAGUGCAUAUAGUUUUUUUUUUAGAUUAUAACUUAUAAUGUACAUGUUAUUGUUUUAAGUGUAAAAAUAUGAUGUAAAAAUAUGAAAACAUUUUAUUUCCUGCUAACAAAGCAGUGACACCUUAUGCAUCAAUGCAAGUCCUUUUCCUGUAGGAUUUGCUUCUUUGCACGUAAAGCUCUACUCUUGAAGGUCUGGUGUGGUUCAGUGUGGUUUUUGAUGUUUACUCAGAGAGCUGAGCUGUUUCUGUGUCACCACGUCCGUCCGUGCGCUAGAUCACAAACACCAAAACCACAUGAUCUCACUCAUCUUUACGACCCACAAACAACCCCACUGAUUCAGCUGCAAACACACUGGAAACUAUUAAGACUUCACCGCAACGUGACGCUUUAUAUGUGAAAACAGAUUGAUAACAGACAAUGUUUCUCCAGCAAGCAAGAUAAAAGAUUGAGGAGUUUGGUUUCCUGAUGCUAAAAGCAGCUUUCUUUAGGAGAGUGGAUGGCCUCUGGGGACUGAUGUCUGAAGUGUGUGGAAUUAGACGUUCUUAAUGAACAUCCAUGCUACGUAGUAAACAUUGCCAAGUGAUUAGAACACUACAAACCCAUUUGAAAUCAUCUGAAGCUAAUUGAGUCUCAGAGGGGAAUGUGACUCCUUGUUUUAAAGGAAACUAUUGACUGCUGUCUCCUUCAGGGUUGACAGGAUUCUGUUUUCCUCAACAUGAAAUCAUCUGGAAAAGUUCCAGAUCAUCUAUCUAUCUAUCAUUCCAUAUCAUUCUAUCUUUUUUAUAUUUCAUUCUAUCUCUCGUUCUUUUGUUCUGUGUUUAUACUGUUUGAUCUUGUUAGCUUGAGAUGUUUGUUUGUCCAUCCCAUCAAUCUUGUUUGUUUUCCUCCCAGUUCCCUUCAGCUUCAUGAAAUUAAAAUAUAUAAAGCUGAAUUGGAUAUAAACACUGCACACACUCGCACGACUGAAAGCACUGAUUAGACGGACAAUCGAAAGUGAAGACAGACUGGAACGUUCAGUGUUCUUUUGGCAGCACCUGUCUGUUUAAUUCAACAAUCCCUAAACUAUAACACGUAUAUACACACAUCUGUCUUUCUUCCCCUGGCAUUGCUCAGUGAUUAAGACUGUGAUUUCUGUUAGCAAGGAUUUAAACAACGGAUGCACGUUUGCUGAUUGGUGCGUUUUGAUCAUGCAAAUGUUCAACCUUUAUAUUUGUGUUGUGCUAAAUUGUUAAACAUAUGUGUGCUGUACGUUCAAUGCUGUAAAGCAGGUUGUCUUAAAUGUGUGCAUGCCCAUGAUCUCAGCAAUAAUAUAUCAAACAACAUGCAUUAUUCUGCUCAAUAAAACACAUCGGAAGAUAAAUAUCUAUGACAGACGCUCCUCUGAGGGGCUUUUAAGAUUGUGGAUGUGUUUUCUGUCACAUUUCUCUGAGUUAUAGAGCACUACCAAUGAGAUACGGAGGCACUUUAAAUGACCUACACACACACACACUCUAAAAAUGGCUGGGUUAAAAAUAACCCAAUUGGCAACCCAGCACUGGGUAAAUAUUGGACAGAA